AACCUCACCUGCCUUCCCAACCCGCAAAUCCGCUCUAUCGGACCUCCCACGCAACCAUGUCUACGCAAGCUGACCUCGACGACCCCCUCUCCAACCUUCGGCGCGCCAUCGCGGCCUCAAAACCACCUAUCCUCACCACCACACCCACCCCCUCCAGCGCCGACGACACUGUCACCGAUCUCUCACUUGCAACACACAUUUCCUUCAACAAUGACUCGCACCCAAAAAUCUUUGAAAUCACGACCCCGACACGCUUCACGCUGAACGACCAACCAGUCGAACUCCGCAGCAUAUACUUCGCUUGGCUGAACAAAGAUGCUUCACUCCCGGACUACAUAUCCGCAGUCCAACGCCUCAAUGAAGAUCUACCAUCUGGAGCAGGCGGGUCAGUGCAGAAUAUCGCAUUCGCGCAGAAGGUGGAUUUGGUGUCUUGGCUGAAUGGGGAGUUGGAGAACAGCGAGUUUAUCGCGCCAUUGGAUGGUGCUGCAGCUGUAGCGGCGGCCGAAAGUAGUGCCGCGAUUGCGAGCGGGAAGGCAGGCGUACCUGUUGCGCAGAUUGGGGCUGGGGCCGGGAAGACGCAGAAGAUGAUGGAUGCGCGGCUGAUGGAGAUAUACCAGGGAGAACGGAAGAUGGGAGAUCAUAAUAGUGUGCUGAGGGGGACAAAGCCUGUUGACUUCUCGCCCUUUCGCAAAACUGCCUCCACCUUCCUCCGCUCCCGCCCCAACCCCUCCACCCCAGUCCCAACAACCCACCCGCACCCCUCACCCCUGGUCUCUAACCUCCAAAAGAAGCCCGCCCGCCGCCUCGAACCCAUCAUCCUCGUCUCCCCAUCCGCAUCCUCCCUCCUACGCAUGUCCAACAUAAAAUCCUUCCUCGACACUGGGGUCUUCAUCCCGCCCAACGCCACCGAAACCACAUCUGCAAACCUCCUCCACUUAAACCGCAUCCUGCCCUCCAUCGACGCCACCCGCCCCCUGCGCUUCAUCCUCGUCGACAGCACCCAAAAUUUCAAGCCCCCGUACUGGGCGCGCGUCGUUGCGAUUUUCACAACUGGGCAAACCUGGCAGUUUAAAUCGUAUAAAUACCCUAAUCCCUCGGAUCUAUUUGUACAUUAUCCGGGUGUGUAUGUGGGAUGGCAGGGCGAGGAACCCCCGGAUAAUGUCCAGGCGUGGGGGAGGGGCGUGUUGAGCGUGAAGGUGGAUAAGUGGACGGGAGGGAGCGCCGGGCGGUGGAGGGAUAGAGAGGUUGUGGAAAUGAUUUGGGGACGGAUUGAAGAGGGGAUGAGGAGGGCGGGGUGGGGAAGGGAUGGGCCGGGUAUGGUGGGGCAGGGCGCUGGGCGGUAG
Lindgomyces ingoldianus is the source of this 1343-nucleotide messenger RNA. RefSeq names its product CDC73-domain-containing protein. The record is from RefSeq and is a predicted model, not a curated record. Gene Ontology annotation, cellular component: Cdc73/Paf1 complex. The transcript is spliced from 2 exons. Lineage: Eukaryota; Fungi; Ascomycota; Dothideomycetes; Pleosporales; Lindgomycetaceae. The coding region runs from base 57 to 1343 and encodes 428 amino acids. Gene Ontology annotation, biological process: positive regulation of transcription elongation by RNA polymerase II; transcription elongation by RNA polymerase II. Gene Ontology annotation, molecular function: RNA polymerase II complex binding.